Amyelois transitella is the source of this 2295-nucleotide messenger RNA. RefSeq names its product BAG domain-containing protein Samui (gene stv). The transcript has 3 exons. Bases 119 to 2008 code for a protein of 629 amino acids. Gene Ontology annotation, molecular function: protein-folding chaperone binding. Lineage: Eukaryota; Metazoa; Arthropoda; Insecta; Lepidoptera; Pyralidae. The record is from RefSeq and is a predicted model, not a curated record.
CGUCGACUGCAGUAUACGAACAGAAUCGGUGAAAAGAGUUACUCCUUGCGAGUUAUCAGUAUUACAGCGUGCUAUUGUAGUGAAGUGUUUACCUGUGAUACGAUCCAGUUAUAUUAUUAUGGAAUCUCCAGUAGUUGUUGAAAAACCACCCGAGUAUCAUGGAAAGGGAGCGAGGGAUAAUGAACGCGUGUUCCCAUUCGACGAGGAGGACGGGUCCGGCGCGUGGAGCGAGCUAGCGGCGCGGCACCCCGACAUCGCGGCGCGGCUGCGACAGCGGCCCGCGGCCUGGGCCAGGAAGCGGCGGCCGUCCAGCCAGGACCACACUGACGAUUUUGGAGACGAAUUCGGUGGCUUCGACAGAUUUCCCUUCGACGACAUCCCGCCGGAGUUCAGGGAACAUUUCCCGUCACGUUGGAACCGACGGUUUGCUCCCCGUGACGAACCAGACGCGCAGACACAUCCCCAGCAGCCACAACAGCAGCAGCCACCACCACAGCAACAGCAGCCGUCCACACAGCAACAAACUACCUCCACACAAACAGAACAGAACGCUGGUCCCGCGCACGACCACACAUAUUUACCACAAUACGGACUCAGGAACACAGUAGAUCUAGGACAAAAAAGCCCCGCGGACCCCAGCUUGGUUGAUGCUGAGGAGCGAAGCCAGCGGUCUAUGUCAGCGCCGCCCGACCACCGGGCGAACCAGACUCCCAGCAAAAUGAGCGACCAGAACCACCACGAACAGCCACACACCGAGUCGUCCAAUGUCAGACACAUACCCAUAUUUGUGGAGGGCAGGGACGAGCCCGUGAUCAACAAGAAUGUCGACCACGGCGAGCCCAAGCAGGCGUACGCGCCGCCGCCGCAGCCGCACGUGGAUCGAGAGCAGUACUUCGCGGACGACGGCGCGGCCGGUUUCCACGCGCCGACAAACUUCUCCAGAGCUUUUGGAACUCCUUUCAACACCUUCAGACAAGGCCCGCCGCAACCGUACGCCCAGCAGAAAGUGUAUCCGCAAACUGCUUACUCCAACACCUCCCCGCGGAGAUCUCAGUCGCCGAAACCUCACUUCCCUGAAAAGAAAUUUGGAAACGUGCCGCCCAUGCAUCAUGAAUUCUUUAAACCGGCGCAGAAGAGUCAGCCGCCGCCGCAGCAGCGUGCGCCUCAACAGCAACCACCACCUCAACCGGAGCCUCCACAGCAACACAAGCAGCCGACCCCGCCGCGGCAGGAACCGCAGCCGCAGCAAGAACAGGCCCCUCCGCAACCCAAACCCCAGCCGGCCAACGAUCCCAUCUGCCAGAUCCUCAGCAUCCAGACUGACGUUCUGAACCUAAUGACGGAGGUCGAGAACUUUACCGGUACUAAAAAAGACAAAAAAUACAUUUUCUUAGAUGAGAUGCUGACGAGGAAUCUCAUUAAAUUAGAUAAUAUUGAAACUGACGGCAAGGAGAACAUCAGGCAGGCAAGGAAGGAGGCGAUCAGGUGUAUACAGAAAUGUAUUGCGGUGCUUGAAGCGAAGGCGGAUAACAAGAAUCUGAGCACUCCUCAGCCGCAGGAACAGCCGCAAGAGGCGCCUCUGGACGUGGAAAUGAAGGAGAAUUCUGAAGCGCCAAAAGAGAACGCGGUAGCUGUCACUGAGAACGGCGAAGUUGAAAUGAAGGAGGCCACCAAAGAGGAAGAGAAGAGUGAACAGCAGCCGGAGCAGCAGAAUGGUCAGCCCAAAGCGGAGGAGCAAUCUGAGCCCGCGCCCGAUAACAAGGAAAACGAGCAGACACAGACAGUGGACACGCGACCAGAGGAAAACCAGGCCCCGGAGGAACCUAAAGCUGAAAAGAAAAAGGACGACCCAAAGAAACCCAAAGCCAAAAACGCGAAGAAACGCGACAAGAGCAAAGACAACAAGCCCGAAGUUAACAAUAAGCAAGCCGAAGUGAUGCAAGUGGACGACAAAGGCGACAAGUCGGAGUCACAGACUAUGGAAGUGGACAGUGCUGCUAGUCAAUAAAUUAAGGCGACUCUUAGUGAAUAUUUGUAGAUACAGUUGCAAUAAAACGCACGGGGCCUAAACUUUCUUCCUCUUUUGUGUCGUUCGUUGCAUAACAUAUGGUGUUAACUAUACAUACUAUAGUGUUUACGUUUGUACAGCUACGUGAUUAAUGUUAAAGUAUGAUGUGUAAAGCGAUUUGUUGUCUAGGAUUUUUAAUAGAAUUGUUAAGAUCCUAAUUAUAUUUAAUUAAUUUAUUGUUUAUCGACUUGAAACACACAAUUUUCUCAAUAAAUGAUGGAUCCACA